AUGAUAACCCUAUACACAAAGCUUAAUGAUCUAAGCAAGGAAGAACUUAUAUUUAUCAAGCAGUAAUUGCAACUGCAGUAGUAAUAAGCAUUAUAAAUAACUUAGGAGCAGAAAUAAUAAUAAAAUCAAAAGGGGCAGGAUCUAAGCUAGAAAAAUAGAAGUUAGAGCAAUACGAAAAAGAGAUAAUUAGAGGAGUAUGAAAAAUAGGUUACUGCUUCAACUGGGGCUUCUUAGCUUAAUAUUUAAACUUAAAAUUCUCAUGGCAAUCACAGAGGAUCUAACCCUCAAAGCCAUGUUAGUGAAGUUAAAGGCUAAUAGGUGCAAAGUGCGACUAAUAAUCACCAUAUGCAGUCGAUAAAUAUAUAUUUGCAUGCCUCCUCAGCGAAUAAAAAGAUGAAGAAGCAAAUCAAUGCCUAGAUUAAAAAGCGCAAAAAUAUGGACUUAGCAGAUGUAUGUGGAGAAUCUACAAUUAUGGGAAAAUCAAAAACUGAAGAGGACGACUAACUACUUAAUGAGGAAAAAUUGCAAUAGUUCGAUGAUGAGGAGUUCAAUAAGCUAGUGAUGAGAUAGUUCUAGAGAAUAGAUAAAUAAGAGCGUCAGGGUCUCAAAAAGUACUUCAGGAUUAAGUAUUAAGGAAAAGAGAAGGAGAUGACAGUAGUAUAAAUCGAGAAAUUCAGUCUUAAUAUCAGACAAAUCAUGGCGGUAAUUUCAUUAGUUAAAAUUAGAAAUUGCAAUCCUCCAAUAAAAAGCAAAAAUAAAGCAAAAGAUAUCCAAGUUCCAAAUCCAACUAUUGCUAAAAACAGUACAUUUAUAAACCAUAAAUUUUCUAAUAUCAAAAGCAUGGAGAUUGAUUAAAAUUAGCUAGAAGAUGAAAAUCGAGAUGUGAUUAACGAGGAAUUAAUAAAUCUAUAGAAUAUCCUAAGAGAAGAUCCCCAUUCAAGAUAAACACCUGAUAUCAAUCAUUCGGAAUUAGAUGAUACAUAGUACCUACUAAAUUACAAAGGAGCAUAGAGUGAAAUAAAAAGAGACUAUAUUACAAUUGAUAAAAACGAGAAAACAACCCUUGAGCUUAUAGAUUAAACUCCUUAUUAAGAUAAAAACUAAUAACCAAAAUCAACUAAAAAUUAAGAAUCAAUGCUAAUGACUCAAUAAAAUAAUACUUAACUCAAGAUAGAAGGUGAGUUAUCAAAAACACAACAAUUUUCUUAAACAAUUAACACUACUGUAAAACCUAAACAAAUAAAAGCUAAGCAAGAGUAAUCAAUGAUUCAAAAGAAACCAAAAUUUGAUUCCAUAAUCUGUUAAGCAAUAUCAGUUGAGCCAUAUCUCAAAAGAAAUAUGCUGAAGCUUGGCUGGAUAGAUACUACAAAUUCAUCAAUGUUUCAUAUAAGAUUCGAUAUAACAGAUAAAGAGGGCAAUCAAAACAAGCUGAGAAACUCUUAAUGGUAUAACCACUUUCCAAAUAACAGAGAAAUAACAACUAAAGCAGGCUUAUGUAAAAAUUUAUGGUAAUAAUGUCCGUAUGAUUAUGAACUAUAAGUGAGUAAAUUUUUCCCAAGAUGCUAUGAUUUAAGCGAUCAGAAAUAGAUAGAUAUAUUUGUAACAGAUUUCUAAUAAACUGCAAUCUUAAGCAUUAUUAAGGUAUUUGCUAAUCAUUUCUUGGAUAAAACCUAUAACAUCUAAAAGUAUCUGACCAUGUAUAAAGAGAAAAAAGCUUAUAAUUAGGCAAAGAUAUUUAAAUAAAAUUUCAAGUUAAAAUGCUCAUAGUAUGAUUAACUUUUAAGUGGAGCUGGUAGCUUACUAGGAAAUGAUGUCUUGAGAUUAUCAAUCCAAUAUGCGAAGUAAAACAUUCUAAAGCACAAUAAGAUUGAUAGAAAGAAAUAGACUUAUCAUAGAAAAUUUACUGAGGAAGAGUAAUAAAUGAUGAUAGAGUAUAGUCAGAAUUUAGUAAGUGGGCUUGAGGAAAUCAACCAAAAGUUUCCAAUAUUUGAUUAAAUAAAAACGAUUAUAAUCCAUGAAAAACUGAAGAAAAUACUUGAUUAGUAUAAUCUUAUAGAUGGUGUUAAUAAUGUAUGGGUUGUAAAACCAUCUUAUAACGCAAGAGGAUUAGGAGUUUACUGUACAGAUAGAUUAAAAGAUAUCAUCUAGCAAGGGAAAAAGAUGCAAUCAAAAAUAGUUCAAAAGUACAUUGAAAAUCCUUACUUAGUGAAUAAAAAGAAAUUUGAUAUCAGAUAAUGGGCUUUGGUAACUUCUUGGGAGCCUUUAGAUGUUUAUGUUUUUGAAUCGUCAUAUUUAAAGAUAUGUGGAAGUGAAUACACAUUAACUAAUCUAAGCGAUUAAUACAGGCAUCUUUCAAACUUUACGAUCCAGAAAAAUAAUAAAACAGCAGGUUCCUAUGAUGAUUUUGUUAUGUCCCAUCUGUAAUUUGAAUAAUACUUAAGAGAAAAUAAUAAAGAAACUUAUUAAAAUUUUUCUUGGUCAAAAGAUUUGUAUCCUUUAAUCUAGGAUAUUAUAUUCAAAACUUUCAAAGGAGUUUAAGACUCAAUGGAGUAGAGGCCUAAUACUUUUGAGAUUUAUGGCUUCGAUCUAAUAUUAGAUGAAACCCUAAAUCCAUGGGUAAUUGAAGUAAACUUAUCUCCAGCUUGCAACGAGAGGACAGAUUUCCUGACUUAAAUGCUGGAUGACAUGUCUUUAGAUUUGCUUUAGUAUCUAGAGAAUAAAAUCAUCCUAUCAAAUGCAGCUGAAAAUGAAUGGGUAGCAAAUUUCAAAGAAAAAAGGGAAUAUCUAAUAAAAAAGCAAAACUAAUUAAACAUUUUACCUUGUCUUAAUGAAGAUUAGUUUUAUAUAGAGCAUAAUAUAAAGUAUAAAUGGAUACGAGUUCCUGAUUGUAUCUCUGAGUAUAAAAAUUACAAUGUAACUUAGUAAUGCUAGGCUUAAAAUGCAAAUAAUAUGAUAAAUAAAGGAAUGCAGUAAGUCGACAUUUUGGGAUUGAAGGUAGACUUAAGGGCUGAGAAAAAAAUAGAUAAACAUUAUCAAAAAGUCAAAUCUCUUUCCCUCAUCCAGAGAUUCUAUAGAGGUUAUCUAGCAAGAAAUUAAUGCAAAAUAAUGUUAUAAAAUAAAGCCUCAAUAUAAAUCUAAAAAUAUCUCAGGAGAAAUUUAGCUAUAUCUCAGGUCCUUUUAAUGAAAAAAUAAAAAGCUUCUCUCAAUAUCUAAAGAUAUCUGAGGCAAUCAAUCGCUAAAAAUUUUGUUAAGAAAUUAAUAGCAGAGAAAAUAUUUAAAGCCAAAUCUUAUGUUGCAUUGAUGCUUUAAUCUCACUACCGGAGAUAAAAGUCGUUUUAAACAUAUAUGAUACUGUUAAAAAACAAGAGAGCAAAACUUAUUUAAGCACAUAUAAGGAGGUUGAAAGCAAAAAGGUCAAUAAAAGAGAAGCUAACAUUUAAAUGUAUGGUGGUUAGAAUUUAAAAAUUCUACAAGAGGCGAUUUAGAAAUAAAAAAUAAAAAGCAAUUUUUCUUUAAAAAUACUUGAAAGGCAUCUACCAUAGAUAGAAAGUGGCUAAACUGAUUGCAAUAAAAUAAUCAAGUGAAAAAUUGAAAUUUUUGAUCCAUCGUAAGUAAAAGGCGAAUUCCUUUAAAAGAUUCAAAAUUAAUAAUUGUGCUAUAAAGAUAUAGAGUCUUAUAAGAAUGUUUAUUAAUCGAGGAAAAUACAAAAAUCAGCUGAAAUGUAUAAGCAUGACUAAAAUUAAAAAUAUAUUAAGAUAAUAUCUUUUUAUGAGGAUAAAAAAACAAGCUGAGCUUUAUAAUUAAGAAAUCAACAACAAAUCUUAAUUAGUUUAAAAGAAUCUUAGAAGAUAUCUAGCAAAAAUAAAAGUUUAAAAAAUCUAAUCAAUUAAACUGAAGAAUAUUAAUGCUAUCAAAGUUCAGAAAUAUCUGAAGGGUUAUCUAGCUAAAAACUUGAUAUAGUUUAAAAGAAAGAUGUUAGACUCUAUUAUAAAGAUUCAAGCACUUUUUAGGAUGGGUUUAGUUAAAAAUAAAAUAAAGAAAAUGAAAAAACUCAAGCGAAAGAAGGAAAAUAAGAAAAAGAAAGAGAUAGAUCAAAGGUUUGAAAAGUCGAAAAAGAUUGAAAAAGAUAUAGAGAAUUAUAUUGAAUCACUUUUUCACAGGGAAAUAUAGCAAUAAAAAUAAAUGAAGUAGAUCCUCUCUUAAACUCCAGUUUCAUCAUCCUAAAGAAGGCAAAAUGAAUAGUAAAAGACAUUUACAAAGGAAACACAAAAUGUAAGGCAGAGUUUCACUAGCUAAUCAAAUUUAACUAGAUAUAAUGAGAGCUAAGCACCAGAAAUAUAAUCAACGAAUCCAACAACUGCAAGUUUACUCUUAAGAAAAAGUGAAAUGCUUGUCUAAGCAUAAUCUUAAAAUGAUGAUAAUCAUGAGAGGAUUAGGACAUAGACGGUAAAUGAUAAUUAUUAUAUUGAGAUUUUGAAUGAUGAAUACAAUGAAAAUGAGAUUUUGGCAACAAGUACUAUUAUGGAUGAUAAUGGAAAUGAAUAGAUGAUUGGUACUAUAGAUAGAACAUAAAAAAUAGUAAAGAUUAGAAAACAAAAGAAAAAUAGCCAAAAUUAGCAGCAGCCUCCAUAAUUCAUUCAAUAGCAACAGCUUCAGCCAUUGAAUAAUGUGCUUUAGAGUAAGCUUCAAAAGCCGAGCUACUAAAAAGAGUUUAACAAUAGAAUGACUAAUGCACUUAAUAGAGUAAAAGUAAACUCUAAUCAAAACUCGUAAAGGACUUAAAGUACAAUGCCAGCAAUUAAAAAUCCCUAAGUUAUGCCUAAACCUAAGACAUUUGCUGAGAACCUUAUGAAUAUGCUAGCUAUGCAAAACAUUGGCUAAGCAUUUAGUGAAAAUCCAGUUGAGGCACUAACAAUUUUUAAAGAGGAUCCUAGAUAGAAAAGAAGAAAUUCAAAUAUUAGUAGAGGUACUGAGAGUUAGAAUUAAAGCUUUAUAAACAACAAUAAUCCUUGUAUAAAAAACUCUCAAUUGGCAAAUGAAGUUGGAAUAAUUAAUCAAGUUGGUGAGUCUAGAGCAGUCUAGUUCCCAAAAUUGAAUGAAUUUAAAUCAGCUACAAAUAAUAUAUAUCUAGCUAAUAGACCACUUGCGGAUCCCCGAGUAGAUUCUGAGUUUUAAAUAUAGCUUCUGGAAUAAAAGCUGAAGAAAAAUUCUCAAUGUUUCGAUUAGCUUAACAGGUCUAACCACUUAUCAUCAUCUAAAACAGAUCUAGGUGCUGGAAUAUCCUAUGAUCUUUAAACAAAGUAAUCGACAGAUAGUUUAUCAAAAAUCUAAGACAAGUAAUUAAUGAGUGAGAUUAAAAAUGAAAAUCUUUUAAUUUAACCCAGACCUAGAGAGCAGACAUAAAUGAUGGUUAUUCAUGCAUACAAAAAAUAGCAGCAACCAUAUCAUUAGGAGCAUUUUAAAAAGAAUAAAAAGCGUGGGGAAAGCAUUGGUCUCCCAUCUAAAUCUACAGCUAAGAAAACAAACUUUUAGCAGUAUACCGAAAUACCGAAUUCUGAGAAAACACGCCCUAAUAAAUCUAUUGCGCCAAGUGGAAAUAAAAAUAAUGUUGGAUUUAUACCUCCCAUAUCAGAUGGUGGAGCUAACAAAAUUGUUAUUAUAUGA
This is a messenger RNA of Stylonychia lemnae, 5664 nucleotides long. The record is from the annotation of a GenBank genome assembly. Lineage: Eukaryota; Ciliophora; Spirotrichea; Sporadotrichida; Oxytrichidae.